Molecule: messenger RNA, 998 nt
Organism: Salvia hispanica
Lineage: Eukaryota; Viridiplantae; Streptophyta; Magnoliopsida; Lamiales; Lamiaceae
Product: transcription repressor OFP13-like
Biological process (GO): negative regulation of DNA-templated transcription
Source: RefSeq, a predicted model, not a curated record
UUCAAAAAAUACAGACCCCACUUAAGCUUCUCUCACCAGUCCUCACAACUUAAAACCUUCCAUUGAUUCAACUUAAACUUAUUCCUCCUCCCUCCCUCCCUCUCUGUCUCUAAUAUGGUAAAGAAAAACAAAUUUCCGUUUCUGUUCAAAGGCACCACCGCCUCCGCCGUGGCCUCGCCGUGGCCAUGCGCCAACAGCCCCAAGACUCUCUCCUUCCGCGCCAACGCCGAUACAAACCUCUACAAAACCAUCAACUCCGCCUAUCUCGACGGCAACGCCUUCCCGGACUCCUUCUUCAGCAUCCGCCGCGACGAAUCCGCCGUGAUCGGAGGCCUCCGAUCCGAUCGCCUCUUCUUCGAUCCAGGCGAGACGAGCUCGAUCCUGGCGGAGGCGUUCCCCUACGGCGAGCGCGUGAGAGUGAUGGCGAUGGAUUCGAACGAUCCGUUCCUGGAUUUCAGAUCUUCGAUGGCGGAGAUGGUGGAGGCGCACGGCCUCAAGAGCUGGGGAUGCCUCGAGGAGCUGCUGACGUGUUACCUCAGAGUCAACGAGAAAGCCAAUCACGGCUACAUCGUCGGAGCAUUCGUCGAUUUGCUGAUUCACCUCUCUCUCCGGGAGGCCUCGGAAACCGACGACCAAUGCUCCGCGCAUUACUCCUUCACGUCGCCUCUCUCCUUCUCUUCCUCCACCGCCACGUAUUCGUCGAUCAGUCCUGCGCUGGAAAACGACGACGAAGUCUCCGCCCCCGACGCCUCAUCGGAAUGUUUUUCCGAUCAGAAUAUAGUCGCGUCAAGUUAGCUUUAGUUUUAGUUUAGAGAGAGGGAGAGAUUGCAAACCCUCAAGAUUACACGACUGUGUUUAAUGUAAUAUUAGUAUUAAUUAAUUUCUGAAAUUGAGAUUAAGAUCUUCUGCAAUUUUGUAAUUAGGGGUAUUUUGUUUUGCAAUUUGCAUUGGAUGAUUUGAAAUCCAAUUUCAAUGAACGGAAAUUUAUCGUUUUGAAA